Lingula anatina is the source of this 1862-nucleotide messenger RNA. RefSeq names its product monocarboxylate transporter 13. Gene Ontology annotation, biological process: transmembrane transport; monocarboxylic acid transport. Gene Ontology annotation, molecular function: monocarboxylic acid transmembrane transporter activity. NCBI's taxonomy places the organism in Eukaryota, Metazoa, Brachiopoda, Lingulata, Lingulida, Lingulidae. The record is from RefSeq and is a predicted model, not a curated record.
CCCCUUGAAGUUACUAACAGGAGGUGAGAUUGAUACAAAAAUAAGAUUUUCUGACAUCCAAAUGCAUGCAAACAAGCUAAUUUCAACCCUCAAUAGAGUACCCAUCUUCGUGAUUGCCAGAACGAUAACAGUCCGUAUAUCGGACAACAAGGGCGCCGAUAUGUUUAGCGCAUCCCCGAAUACCGCAGUACUAGAAAUUCUAGAACAAGAUGGGUAUACCAAUGGCGGGUUUAAUAACGAUACAAUACACGAUGACAACCCUGAUAGUGUUGAAGAAGGACAUGAUUCUGAAAAGCGUAGAGAAUUAACCGAGAGAAGCACCGAAGGAGAGAGUACGCACUCAGAUAAACAACGCAGGCUGAGCUGUAAGUCGGCGAAGUCUAUAGGGAGUGUAAUAGACUCGAGACGACCGUCAGUGGACACAAACUCCAAAGUUCCGACCGACCGUUGCAUCGACUGGUUGGUAGUAUUGGCGUCCUUUUUCAUUCACUUCAUCGUAGACGGUAUUAUGUACUCUUUCGGCGUGCUCUACAUCGCCCUGCUGAACGAAUUUGAAGAAAGCAAGUUGGCGACAUCUUGGGUUGGCUCCAUUCAGAUAGCUGUGAGCUUAAUCAUAGGUCCAAUAGCAAGCGCCCUAUCUGAGAAAUUUGGACACCGGGCUGUUGGAAUCACUGGUUCUAUUCUCGCUGCAUGGGGAUUUGGGAUGUGUUUCUUGGCGCCAAACUUGUCCAUGUUGUAUAUUUCAUAUGGGGUUAUGACCGGCCUCGGUUUCGGACUGAUGUAUUUCCCAAGCAUUGUGUCCGUUCAGCAUCAUUUUGAGAAGAAGAAAAGCCUAGCCAUGGGCGUAGCAAUGUGUGGAUCUGGCGUUGGGACAUUUUCGAUGGCACCCCUCUUAGAACUUCUCAUUGAAAGUAUUACUUGGAGGUACACUCUUCUUGUACUGGCAGGGCUAUCACUCUCGGGGAUCGGCUUGAGUAUGCUGUUCUUUCCACCUACAUUAAAGAGCAAAGAGGAAAAUGAGACAAAACAGAACUUAAAAUUCAGUGUCAAAACGGAUAUGUCCUUAAAGAACUUGAUCCACAUUCCCUUAUUAAGAGAAGCUGAUGUUGUCGUGUGGCUAGUUUGCAUGUUAAUGUUCAAAGUAGGAGUCGUGGUUCCUCACACGUAUAUACCAGAUGCCGCACGAGCCAAGGGGAUAGAAGUGAACAACGCAGCGUUCCUGGUGUCCAUUGUAGGAAUUGCUAACACAGUGGCGCGAGUCGUGAUGGGUCUUUCUGCAGACUUCCGGUGUGCUAACAGGCGCUAUAUGGUUGGGACAAGUGUAAUAGUUGGAGGCGUCAUGGUCUCCAUAUUGCCUUUUAUGAUGGGGUACGGCGAGAUUGCCACCGUAUGCGCUUUCUAUGGAUUGACAGUUGGCGCUACUGUCUCUCUGGUCCCGGUUGUUCUGAGAGAUUUAGUCGGCAUUGAGAAACUCGGACCUUCCUAUGGACUGCACAUGUUGGCCACAGGGUUGGGUUCCCUACUGUUGUCAGCAGGAGGCAGUUUGUACGAUUUAACCGGGUCUUAUGAUGUGACGUUCUAUAUCACUGGCUCACUAGUGUUCCUUGCCGGCGGGAGCAUUCUAUUGUUACCAUGGGUACGCAAGCUUCAGGAUCGAUGUUGUUACCAUGGCAGUGCAAAAAUCACAACAGAUACGGAGCCAUCAACAUUUGAUACGUCCAUUCCCUAAAUUAUAUUUAAUAAGGAGACAUUUAAAAUAAAAUGGCUAAUGUUUUCUUUAUAGUAAUAAUAAUAACAAUCUAAAAGAUAUAUACAGUCUUCACAUUGAAUAUGGGUUAUUUUUUCUGCGUUUUUUUUUUUUU